Messenger RNA from Hypanus sabinus (Atlantic stingray), 1065 nucleotides. RefSeq names its product wingless-type MMTV integration site family, member 3A (gene wnt3a). Gene Ontology annotation, molecular function: frizzled binding; cytokine activity. Gene Ontology annotation, cellular component: extracellular region. The transcript is spliced from 4 exons. Lineage: Eukaryota; Metazoa; Chordata; Chondrichthyes; Myliobatiformes; Dasyatidae. The record is from RefSeq and is a predicted model, not a curated record. Gene Ontology annotation, biological process: canonical Wnt signaling pathway; neuron differentiation; cell fate commitment. The coding region runs from base 1 to 1065 and encodes 354 amino acids.
AUGGAAAUGCAGCUGUUUGGAUAUUACCUGGUUUUACUGAACAUGAAGCAAGUCAUGGCAAGUUAUCCAGUUUGGUGGUCUUUGGCAGUUGGUCAUCAGUAUUCGACUCUGGCAACGCAGCCCAUACUGUGUGGAAGUAUCCCUGGCCUUGUUCCAAAGCAGCUCAGGUUUUGCCGGAACUACAUGGAAAUUAUGCCCAGUGUGGCACAAGGAGUGAAAAUCGGGAUUCAGGAAUGCCAGCAUCAAUUUCGAGGAAGGAGAUGGAACUGCACAACUGUUGAGGAUAAUCUGGCAAUCUUUGGACCUGUGUUGGAUAAAGCGACGAGGGAAUCGGCAUUUGUACACGCCAUCGCUUCUGCAGGGGUCGCCUUCGCCAUCACUCGCUCCUGCGCCGAGGGCACCGCAAACAUUUGCGGCUGUGACAGCCGCCACAAGGGCAAGCCGGGGGAAGGCUGGAAGUGGGGAGGCUGCAGUGAAGAUGUCGAGUUCGGGAGCAUGGUGUCCCGGGAGUUCGCGGAUGCUCGGGAAAACAGACCGGACGCGCGAUCUGCUAUGAAUCGGCACAAUAAUGAAGCUGGACGCAUGGCUAUUCUGGACCACAUGCAUCUGAAAUGCAAGUGUCACGGACUAUCAGGUAGCUGUGAGGUGAAGACUUGCUGGUGGUCGCAGCCUGACUUCCGGGUGAUAGGAGAUUACUUAAAAGACAAAUAUGACAGUGCCUCUGAGAUGAUCGUGGAGAAACACCAGGAAUCCAGGGGCUGGGUCGAGACCCUGAGCCCCAAGUAUGCCUUAUUCAAAGCUCCAACAGAGAGAGAUCUGAUCUACUAUGACUUGUCACCAAACUUCUGCAACCCCAAUCCCGAGACUGGCUCAUUUGGUACGCGGCACCGAAAGUGCAACAUCACAUCGCACGGAAUUGAUGGGUGUGAGCUGCUGUGCUGUGGCCGCGGAUUUGAUACGAGGACUGAGAAACGCAAAGAGAAGUGUCACUGCAUCUUCCACUGGUGCUGCCAUGUGAGCUGCCAAGAGUGCACACGCAUCUACGAUGUUCAUACCUGUAAGUAG